Molecule: messenger RNA, 1227 nt
Organism: Rotaria sp. Silwood2
Lineage: Eukaryota; Metazoa; Rotifera; Eurotatoria; Philodinida; Philodinidae
Source: the annotation of a GenBank genome assembly
AUGACAUUAAAAUCUGUACUUAAUCAAGCAUUUAAAUUAAAAAAUUAUAAAACUAGAACAAGCUUUGCCAAACGUUUAUUGGAAUGGAAACCAGCAGCUGAUGUUGCUCAACAGAUCGGUGAACAAUGUUUGAAUGAUCAAUGGCCACCAAAACCUGAUAGAGUUUUACCAACAUAUAUUGUAAAUUUAGAUGUACCACCUAUCGAACGUUGGAAAGAUGUUAUAGUUACUUAUAAAAAUGAACUUAGUGAUUUAAUUGCCUAUUUGAAAACAUUUAUUAUCGAAAUUUCACCAGAACUUCAAUUUUUGAUCAAUCUUAUUGAUACUAAACUGCCGGCCAUGGCUGAUACAUUACCAACACCAUAUGGUGAUGAAAUGAAAGGCAUUAGUCAAGCAUCUGGAUUACCAUUGGGUGAAAUUGUUUUAUACAAUAUUUUUUAUGAAAUUUCAUCGUUGUGUACAUCUGUUGUGGGACAAGAUCAAUAUGGCAAUAUCUUACAUGGACGAAAUCUUGACUUUGGAGGAGCUAUGGGCUGGGAUAAGAUAAAUCAUACUUGGACACUAACAGAAAAAUUACGUCCAUUAAUGGUUCAAAUCAAUUAUACACAAAAUGGUCAAGUUCUCUUCAAAACGACAACAUUUCUUGGUUACAUCGGAUCAUUGACUGGUAUUAAACCAGGUGUAUUUAGUAUUUCAAUCAAUGAACGUAAUAGUCUUAAAGGUGGUUACAUUGGCUUAAUUGAAUGGAUCUUUAAUAUUAAUCGUAAUCAAUCAUUUAUUACACUCGCUAUUCGUGAUAUGCUCACAAAAUCUGAAAGUUAUGAUCAAACCGUUAAAUAUUUAGCUGAAGUUUCGCUAUUAGCUCCAUGCUAUUAUAUUGUUGCUGGACCAAAAGCUGGACAAGGUGUCAUUAUAACUCGAUCACGAAAUGGACCCGAUGAUAUCAAACCAUUGGGCAGAGAUAAUCUAUGGUUUAUAGCUCAAACUAAUUAUGAUAAUUGGAAAAAACAACCAAUCUUCGAUGAUCGUUUAACACCAUGUAUUAAAUGUAUGCAAGCAAAAGGCAAAAAUCAAGUUACAUUUGAGUCUUUAUUUAAUGUACUUUCUUCACGACCUAUGCUUAAUAAAGAAACAGUAUAUACAUCUUUGAUGGAACCAGCAACAGGUCGAUUUGAAUCAUAUUGGCAGUAUUGUCGUGAUGAAGAUGCUCCAUGUCGACCUUGGUAA